Penicillium roqueforti is the source of this 693-nucleotide messenger RNA. RefSeq lists its product as uncharacterized. The transcript is spliced from 4 exons. Lineage: Eukaryota; Fungi; Ascomycota; Eurotiomycetes; Eurotiales; Aspergillaceae. Bases 1 to 693 code for a protein of 230 amino acids. The record is from RefSeq and is a predicted model, not a curated record.
AUGCACUUUACCAUAACUUUUCUCGCUGCCGCCGGCCUUGCCAGUGCAGGGCUACUGGAGACCGUCAUCAAGAGAGAUGACUACUGGGGUGGCAGUGUCUCGCUCGGUCCAUCCAAGUCGACCAUUAUCAAUGCCGUCACGACGUUAAUCCCCGGAGCUGCCCCAGAAACUCAGAACGGCGAGUUAUUCCUAUGGCCUGGGAUGUCCAACGGAACCGGUGACCUGGUCCAGACCACCCUCGAAAGUUGGCCCAGCAACGCAUGGUGCGGAGCAACCACCGGCCAGUGGUGUGUGCGCGCCAGUGUUUUUGGCAGCUUCGGUCAGCUUGAUGGCACCGGAUCCCCCGUGAGCGGAACCGACGAGGUGCGGAUUGAGUACAAUCUUGAGUCCGAUGGACAAACCUGGAAGCAGACUGUUACAAAUGGCCAGACUGGUGCCCUUCUUUCAACUUACUCCCACGAAUCUGGACCCUACAUGCGAGGAUAUGGCACCGGAACUGAGUGUGACGACAACUGCUCAGGAACCAUCGCGGCGCAGAAAUACUUGAACACGGUUAUUACUUUGGCCUCGGCUGAUACUACCUUUGGCUCGACGAUUGCUAGCGCGGGUGGUGCCACUUAUACUGGACUUUCAUCUAGUCAGGGUGGGAAGGUGUGGACUAUCACGCAGAUUGACAUUCCCUCAAUGGAUUGA